AUCAUCUCAGCCAGCUGACGAUUACCUGUAAUGCUCUGGAGAUCAUCUGAGAGUUCCAUGUGUUACAGCAGUGGCUUGGCUCAGUGUCAGCGGCUGUGAGGAGUCUCUUGACGCUUGUCCCUUGACCCUCCUACACUGAACUCUGCCAAACUUGACGCAGCGCUGGAAUCUGUCGGGAAAACUUUUCACUUUCGUGGACAUCUUUCUUUUACAGUGGAGACACACCUCUAACCAGAAACAACAGGUGAAUUUCUAACCAGGAACGAGACAGAAAACUAACGGGACAAUGAACGGGACAAUGAACGCCACGCAACCCCCUGAAGUGUGCGUUAAAAUUGGAAAAAGCGCCAUCAGUGACCUCCUGAUGGCCGUUUACAUCCUGGUUUUUAUAUUCGGUUUGGUCUUCAACGUGCUGACUCUGGGCCCCAUCUGGCAACAAGUUCGGCGGCAAAACAUUUUGGGCAUCUUCCUGCUCAACCUGUCCCUCUCCGACCUGCUUUUCCUCUUCACUAUGCCCCUGUGGAUCAACUAUUACCACAUGGACCACAACUGGAAGCUGGGUGUUUUGUCUUGCAGCGUAGCAGGCUUCUUCUACUACUCCAACAUGUACAUAAGCAUCUACCUGCUCUGCUGUAUCUCGGUGGAUCGUUGCAUUGUGGUCACGUAUCCGCUCCGCUCCAAGACCCAACGCACGUCUCGCUACGCCUGGUUGAUGUGUGUCGUUGUUUAUGUUGUGGUGGUGGUGCUGCACAUCAUGGUGCUGAUCCAUGACAACCUCAAAGAUGCCCACGAUGACGAGAACAAACAUGACCGUUGUUAUGAGACCUACCCCAUGGAGUGGCCCAUUGCUGUGUUCAACCUGAUCAGAGUGGCCGUUGGCUUCCUGCUGCCCCUGCUGGUGCUGGCGGUGAGCUACUGGAGGGUGCUGGCUACUGUGGGCCAGAGUCCAGGCCUGAGUGCCCAGGCCAAGAGGAAGGUCCGCAUGCUGUCCUUCGGGGUGAUUGGGAUCUUCUCGAUUUGCUUUGCUCCAUAUCACAUUCUCCUGCUCGCACGUUCGCUAGCCUUCUUUUACAGUGACGACACAGACCCCGAAGGAACCUAUUGCCAGUUUGAGCAACGCAUGCACUUCUUCUUCUCGUGCACGCUGGCACUUUCCAGUCUGAACUGCGUGGUGGACCCUGUGCUGUACGCACUGGUCAGUAACGGGAUCCGGGAGGAGGUGAAACUCUGCUGCAGGAGGCAGAGAAGGACACGGGAGGAGGGUUGUACUUUAGCUUCAUACAGCAGAGGAAAGACAAAUAAUACUAAUUUAAUAUGAAACAUGAGCUGCACAUGAGUGGAAAAGUGCGUCUGCAUAUUCAUUUGCAUAUGUGUUUGUGUGUAAGCAUGUACAUGAUUAUGCAUAAUACUGUCGCUGUUUAAAGUCAUGUCUGCCUCUCCAGUUUUAGCCUGUGAGGAUUGAUGGAUUAUUCCUAAUCAGCCUUUGUCUGCGAUCAGAUAUCCACUGAAAGAACUGCAUUGCCGCCUUUGUUUUUCUCCUCCUUCAUAUCCUGCACGGAGGUUGAAUAAAAUGCAUCUCAGAGCUCUGUAAUUGGAUCGUAGCCUCAGGUUCUGCUCUCCCAAGAGUUCUCCAGCGAUGGCCACUUCUGUGUUUGCAAACGGACAAGACUGCAGUUGAAGAGCCCUUGUGUUUUACUUACAAUCUUUACAAGGAUGUUGAGACUGUGAUUGUGUGACCCUGGUAUAAAUAAUGCAUUAACUGUGAUGCAUGCUGUAAUAAUAAGCACUUAUGAGCAUGACUGCCUGACUGUGAGUAAAACGUGUCAAAUGUGAACUCAAAUAAACCAGUUGGAUCAGGUGCUCUGGUUUUAGGUUGUGUUUGGUUCAUGCAGAUACUAUGAGAUGAUCAGAGUUGCAGUUGACAUUUUAAACAUCUCCAAAGGGAGUGAAGGGCUCUGGAAAGAUCAGAUGCGAGCCAAGCCGGUGCGUGGGUGAUGGAAAUACAGGACAAAACAAGCCCGAAAGACAAAAAAAUGUUUCUCUUGUUGGCUGUA
Molecule: messenger RNA, 2054 nt
Organism: Limanda limanda (common dab)
Lineage: Eukaryota; Metazoa; Chordata; Actinopteri; Pleuronectiformes; Pleuronectidae
Gene: gpr184
Product: G protein-coupled receptor 184
Exons: 2
Coding region: 287-1318 (343 amino acids)
Biological process (GO): negative regulation of G2/M transition of mitotic cell cycle; G protein-coupled receptor signaling pathway; G1/S transition of mitotic cell cycle
Cellular component (GO): membrane
Molecular function (GO): G protein-coupled receptor activity
Source: RefSeq, a predicted model, not a curated record